This is a messenger RNA of Varanus komodoensis (Komodo dragon), 1155 nucleotides long. Its product is annotated as WAS/WASL-interacting protein family member 1-like. Bases 1 to 1155 code for a protein of 384 amino acids. Lineage: Eukaryota; Metazoa; Chordata; Lepidosauria; Squamata; Varanidae. The record is from RefSeq and is a predicted model, not a curated record. The transcript has 3 exons.
AUGCCGACUCCUCAUGGUCCCAGAGUCGAGCGGACUCCGCGGGCUGCGCGGUCAGCCAUGGGCGGCCGUUCAGGCUCCGGCGCGCAGCGCGCAGGUGGCCGGGGAAGGCAAGGCGUCCGGGAUCGGCCGGGGAGGAACGGAGACCCCGCUCGCCCUGCAGCCCCGCGGCUCGCGCAGCUGCGGCGCCGGACGCGCGAGGCGCGGUUAAUGUUUCAUCCGCCUGAUCUCUGCGCUGGGUCCGGGUCCGGGUCCGGGGCGGCCUCCCUCCCCCCGCCGGCAGGCACCCGCGCUUCUCCGAGGGCGGCCGCGUCACUCACUGCCCGCGGCCUGGGCGAGACGCGCGUCGCCGCCGCCGCUCCGGAAGCCGCGUGGGGUUCCCCCGCCGCAGCCCAGCUCUGGGGAUGCGAGCCGCAGGCCCAUGCAAGGCCGAGCACGUCCCUCCUGGGCCACCGGCCAGACCCGGACAGGUUAAGGCGUGAAGGUGAAAAGGUCACAGCACUGGCAGGCUGCCACCCGGCCGGCGGUGCCAGGAAGGGUGCGAGGAUCGCCUCUCCGCAUGCCUGUGCUGCGACGCGCCUCCGGGGAACCCGAGGGGCGAGCCAGCCCAAGCCCACUCCAAGGGCCCGGGGUCGCAGCCCCCUGCCAGCCUCCUCUGCCCGGCGGGGCAGCCCGGAGAAGAGGGCCAGGGCCCCUUCCCACAGUCCGGCCCUCCUCGCCCAGCGCCCAGUCCGUGCAGCCUCUCGCAGCCGGGGCUUCCGGGCAGCUCGGGCACCUGCGCGGCUGGAGCGCAUCUCACCCGAGCCACCUGCCCGGGAGGUGGUGGUGCUGCGCCAGCCAGCGAAGCCUGCAAGCCUCACGCGGGACCCUUUGCCGGGGCCGCCCGAGGACCGUCCGCCUUGUCGCUUGGUGUGCAGCGCGGCUCGGCACACCGUCGAUGGCAGGGUGGGGCGGAGUGGAGCUGACCGCCUGGCUUGCACAGCCGCGGGCUGUGGGCCCGAGAGAACUGCACAGGGAGCGGAGGAAGCGGGGUGCAGGGGCCCCAAGCGAGUCGGCCAACACGGCGACAGCGAGGCCAUCCCGGCUCCCCCGCUCUGUCCAGGGGUGCAGGAUGGACUUCGCCCCCCAAGAGGCCAUGGCGUUGCCUGGAUCGGGUAG